AUGACUGUAGCCACCUUCUCAAAGCAGACUCUGGGCAUGACUCUGGGCAUGACUGGUAUCGUGGAGGACAAUAAGAAGGUGGAGCAAAGGCAGGCUCUAAGGACAUCAGGACUCAGUCAACAGUCACGCAAGAUUGUCACAGAACUUAGAGGUGAGGAUUUGCCCCCUGACCACAGCGGCAUGAACAUCGAGGAUGUUCUCAUGAACAUCCAGCAAGAGGGAGGAGGAGAGGAUGCAGACUGGGAGGAUGAGCCUGCAGAUGAGUCAUUCAUCCAUGCACUCAGGGAUAUAAUGGGCUCGAGGUGCAUUGCAAUAAUUGUGCGAGGAUUGCUCCAUACUUACAUCCUUCCAGGUGGUGAGAACGAUGGUACAAAGAUGCUCGGACAUGGCGUCAAUGGGUAG
This is a messenger RNA of Laetiporus sulphureus 93-53, 402 nucleotides long. RefSeq lists its product as uncharacterized. NCBI's taxonomy places the organism in Eukaryota, Fungi, Basidiomycota, Agaricomycetes, Polyporales, Laetiporaceae. The coding region runs from base 1 to 402 and encodes 133 amino acids. The record is from RefSeq and is a predicted model, not a curated record. The transcript is spliced from 2 exons.